Molecule: messenger RNA, 2882 nt
Organism: Lepus europaeus (European hare)
Lineage: Eukaryota; Metazoa; Chordata; Mammalia; Lagomorpha; Leporidae
Gene: RELT
Product: RELT TNF receptor
Exons: 11
Coding region: 111-1406 (431 amino acids)
Biological process (GO): apoptotic process; amelogenesis
Molecular function (GO): protein binding
Source: RefSeq, a predicted model, not a curated record
UGCGCGGCCGCCCGUGCGCUCGCCGAGCCGGGCCCGGGCACCGCGUCCUCACGAGGAGCCGAGCCGAAGCUGCCUCGGCGCGGCCAGGCUAGCGACCACUCCGGGGCCUGAUGAUGAAGCUAAGCCUGCUGUGCUGGCCCCUGUCCUGCCUCAUCCUGCUGCUUCCCUGGCCUCUGGCCACACCAGCAUCCACUACCCCGUGGCAGUGCCCACCGGGGGAAGAGCCCGGCCUGGACCCAGAGCAGGGCACAUUGUGCAGAUCCUGCCCGCCGGGCACCUUCUCAGCCUCAUGGGGCUCCAGUCCAUGCCAGCCCCAUAACCGCUGCAGCUUUCGGAGGCGGCUGGAGGCCCAGGCAGGCACGGCGACUCAGGAUGCGCUCUGUGGAGGCUGCCAGCCUGGGUGGUUUGGGCCUUGGGAGGUCCCCCGUGUUCCAUGUCAGCCGUGCUCCUGGGCCCCUCCGGGUACUCGAGGCUGUGAUGAAUGGGGGCGGCGGACCCGGCGAGGUGUGGAGGUGGCUGCAGGGGCCAGCAGUGCCGGCGAGACGCGGCAGACCGGGAACGGCACGCGGGCGGGCGGCCCCGAGGAGACGGCCACCCAGUACGCCGUGAUCGCCAUUGUGCCUGUCUUCUGCCUCAUGGGGCUGCUGGGCAUCCUGGUGUGCAACCUGCUCAAGCGGAAGGGCUACCACUGCACGGCCCACAAGGAGGUCGGGCCCGGCCCUGGAGGCGGAGGCAGCGGGAUCAAUCCCGCCUACCGGACCGAGGAUGCCAACGAGGACACCAUUGGGGUCCUGGUGCGCCUCAUCACAGAGAAGAAAGAGAACGCGGCGGCCCUGGAGGAGCUGCUGAAGGAGCACCAUAGCAAACAGCUGGUGCAGACGAGCCACAGGCUCGGGCCCAGGCCGCCACCAGCUGCCCCCGGCACGCCACACAUCUGCCCACACCGCCACCACCUCCACACCGUGCAGGGCCUGGCCUCGCUCUCCGGCCCGUGCUGCUCCCGUUGUAGCCAGAAGAAGUGGCCGGAGGUGCUGCUGUCUCCUGAGGCUGCAGCCGCUGCCACGCCUGCCCCCAGCCUCCUGCCCAACCCCAUUAGGACACCCAAGGCUGGGGCCAAGGCGGGCCGCCAGGGCGAGAUCACCAUCUUGUCUGUGGGCAGGUUCCGGGUGGCUCGAAUUCCGGAGCAGCGGACGAGUUCUGGGGCAUCUGAGGUGAAGACCAUCACAGAGGCUGGGCCCUCAGGGAAUGAGCCCCCCGACUCCCCACAGCCUGGCCUCCAGGCUGAGCAGCGGGCACUGCUGGGAAGUGGCGGAAGCCAUGCUAAGUGGUUAAAGGCCCCAGUGGAGACCAAGGCCGAGGAGAACCGCUAUGUGGUCCGGAUGAGCGAGAGCAACCUGGUGAUCUGAGGCUGCCCGGUGUGUGGACGCCACAGCCCCGCCCUGGGAGGCGCCGAAGGUUUCCUGGAGGAGGGAAAGCUGCAGCGGGGGACCAGAAGCCAAGGCCCAGCAGCCAGAGCUGCAGAGGCCAAGGCCUGGAGGUGGGCCCGUCCGCCCCAGUGAGGCACUGUGUGCAGGAGUGGACUGAGAGCCCGCCCCGUCCCCACGGCCCCGCCCCCGUGCCCGCCCUGCAGAUCCUAGGAGCCCUGGGGGUUCUCUGUAGCACCAGGGCUUGGCAGGGGAGGGCUCUGUGCCUGGUGCCCUCUGGCCCUGCACGGGGCUCUGGGGCAGACGUGCCUCCCGCUCCUCUGCCAGCAGGCCCCGUGCAGGGGAGGGGCGAUGGGCAGGCCUAGGCUGGGAGGUGCAGUCUGCGUUCUGGUCCUGGGCGUGGCCACCGGGGCUGGGGUCGCACUGUGAAGCUGGGAGGCGGCGUCGCGGCGCCCAGGGCCGCCCAGCUCCUGACGGGCUCUGCGCUGGGUUGAGCGGGGAGAGCUCAACUCUGCACCCCUCCCGUUAGUAGUUUUACCUGGCCCUAUUUCUGCUGCUUCCGGGGCCCUCGCGGGGCUGUGCUUCCACGGCUCUGCUUCGUGCAUGUGCCUGCCCCUGCCUCUGCUGUUCGCAGUGAAAUUCAAACAUGGACUUGACUUGGGCAGGGCCGCCCCUGAGAUGUCAGGUGUCUCAGGGCAGGGGGCGUUGGCCAGGCUGGGGGGUGCUCAGGCGUCUGUGGCUUCCCAGUCCCUGUCCCCCAGCUCUGGGCAGCCCAGGUGACUGCUGGCCCAUGCCCCAUCUCCACGCUGGUUCAGCCGCCUCGCCUCGUUAUUUAUGUGGGGCCGUGCAGGCGCGGGCCCACUGCCCCUCCCCAUCUCCUAUUUAUUGAAACUCGCCCUUGUCCUGUCCUGCAUCUCCGUCUCCAUCCUCUUGUGGAACAAUAAAAGGUGGGAAAGCUGUGUCAUGAGGGGCUUCUUUGCAGCGUCCCCUCCCAAGCCGCCCCUCCUCCCCGGUCCCCUGGCAGCGCCCGCCCCUUAGCCACAGAGCUGUCCCACAGAUAACAGUGAGAGCCACACGCCUGACCUCAAAACGUGUCAUAAAACUAUUUUAUUUAGAAGUUUUUUUAAAAUCAGCAUAUAGUACUUGCACGUUCUCCUGGGAUGCGGUGCAAUAGUUCCACACACACACUGUGAUCCCGUCAGACUGGGUACCUGGCCUUCCCCUUUCCAUCUCCUGGGUUUGCAGCCCCCCGGCACCUCCUGCCAGUGUGUGCCUGUGCCCGGCAGUGCCCGCGGAGCUCCAGAGCGCCUGCCUUCGUCUGCCUGGGCUCGGUGCCUGCCAUCCAACCUCCCUCCAUCCCCGACUUACAACUGCAGAGAGUGGAGACAGGAACUGAGGUUUACUAAUACACGUUUUUAGCCUAAUACAUAAGAAAUCUUUGCAUUUCAAUACAAAAUC